Molecule: messenger RNA, 548 nt
Organism: Paramormyrops kingsleyae
Lineage: Eukaryota; Metazoa; Chordata; Actinopteri; Osteoglossiformes; Mormyridae
Source: RefSeq, a predicted model, not a curated record
UAAUGGAGGAUUUGCGAAGCACAUCCGCCUGCUGACAUGCAGCGCAGGGGGACGGACCGAUGCGGCGUGAACCCGGAACCAUCCGGGAAGCUGUGCCGGUUCCGAAGGAGAGCAGCUGUCCGCUGGCUUUUCGCGUCCAAAAUGUUUAGGCACCUCUGGACCUUUCGGCGAGUCUCCGGGCGGCCACUCUGCACCAGCGCAGGCAGGCAGACGGGAAACAAGGUUCCGCUGAAUCAGAGGGCUUUGCAGGACAGCGCGAUGCCUGUUCACCUAAAAGGGGGUAGCGGUGAUACCCUGCUCUACAGGCUGACCAUGGGGCUUACAGUCUUGGGAUCCGGAUACGUUAUAUAUGAACUGGUUAAGGCCACAUUGCCGAAGAAGACCGAGUGAAUGUUUCUUUCUCCCAUUUAAUCCCCCUUCCCCUCCCCUCCCCUCCCCUCAAUCACCCUGGGUGUUUCCAUGAUUAAUAGAAACAGUGACACUUUCUAAAGGUAUCACUUUCAGCUUGUUGUACUGCAGAUAAAUAAAAUCGGGUUUAUUGCCAUGUC